AUGGCGAGAUCACUCAUAUGGGGUGCGGCAUUGGCCGCCACGGCGAUGACGAGAGGGGCAUUGGCGACAGAUGUUCUCAAGACCUCAGGCUUUACCAACUGCCAACAGGACUCGGCGAUCCAGGUCAACAAGGUUGAUAUUGAGUACAACAAGGCCGCCGGGACCGUCACCUUUGACGUGUCAGGCUCCAGCAGCAAGGAGCAAAAGGUCAUGGCCAAGCUGAACGACAUUUCCUCCGAGUAUGCCAGUCAGAUCCCAUCUAUCGCUUUCCAGGUCCCCGAUAUUGCGGCCGUAGCUACGCUCGAACUUGUCGCCAUCGAUUCAAACGAGGACGUCGCGUGUAUCACUUCCGAGAUCUCGAACGGCAAGACCACCGAUGUUCCGGCAGUCACUUACGUGGCGGCUGCUAUCGCCGGUGUUGCUUUGCUGAUGGGAGGAGCCACGGCUGCAAGUUCAGCGCUAGCUGGCAGUGCCGGAGCUGGCAGUGCGGCACCAAGCCCCAGCUUCGUCGAGGUCUUUGGCUGGUUCCAAGGCAUGGCCAUGAAUGGCAUGUCGUCUGUCUCACUACCGCAGGUUUACCGAAGCUACUCCAAGAAUUUUGCGUUUUCGGUCGGCCUCAUCCCGUGGACCAAAUUGCAGAUGGGAAUUGACGACUUCCGGGCUGCUACCGGUGGAAAUUUGACAGGGGACAGCGUGCAGUUCCUGCAGAACGCUACACUCGUGUUCAACGAUGGCUCAACCGAAUCCCUUGCUGACGACUCGUCCUCGAAGUUCAAGCGUGCUAUGUCCGCCUGGACUCAGCUCGCGACCAUCGCGACCCGUGAGAUCAGCACCAGCGUCAAUGAGACCGAUUCGUCUGGUUCAUCCGACAGCGGUGUCGAGACUCAGGUGAGGGUUGCCGUGAGUGGUAUCAAAGCCUACGUUGAGCAGCUGAGCAUUCCGUCUUCCAACACCUUCAUGACCGUCCUCUUGAUUGUCGCCAUUGUCAUCGCUUCCAUUGCCGUCAUUAUCCUUCUUGUCAAGGUCAUUCUGGAAACAUGGGCUCUCUUCGGCAGCUUCCCCAAGGGCCUGACAGGUUUCCGAAAGCACUACUGGUUGACUAUGGGUCGCACCAUCACGCAGCUCAUCCUUCUUCUGUACGGCACAUGGGUUCUGUACUGCAUAUUCCAGUUCACUACCGGCGACUCGUGGGCUGCUAAGACCUUGGCUGGUGUGACGCUUGCUCUGUUCACUGGUAUCCUGGCUUUCUUCGGAUACAAGAUCUUCACCACCGCCAAGAAGCUCAAGGAUACGGACGGUGAUGCCAGCCAGCUGUAUGAGAACAAGGACAUUUGGAUCAAGUACAGCCUGUUCUACGAGAACUAUAAGAAGGACUACUGGUGGAUCUUUGUUCCCACUAUCCUCUACAUGUUGGCCAAGGGUAUCAUUUUGGCUGCCGGUGAUCAACACGGAAUGGCUCAGAGUGUUGCUCAGCUCAUCGUCGAAGCUCUGAUGCUCUGCGUUCUUCUCUGGAACCGACCCUUCGAGCGCAAAUCCGGUAACGUUAUCAACAUCACUAUCGCGGUGGUGCGCGUGCUGUCCGUUGCCUGCAUCCUUAUCUUCGUCGACGAGUUUGCCGUUUCCGAGACAACAUCCACUGUUACCGGCGUGGUCCUCAUCGCAAUUCAGGCGGCUCUUACUGGUAUCCUGGCCAUCCUCAUUGCAUGGAAUGCCAUCAUUGCCAUCUGCAAGGAGAACCCUCACCGCAAGCGCAGAAAGGAGAUGGAGAAAAUGCGGGACCUCGACAACCUCACUCCUCUCGAUGCCCGCAACUCACUCUUGUUGGAUCGCAAGGUCUCUCAUCCCGACUCGGACAACUUCUCCGUAGCCAAGACAAAGUUCGACACCAAGGAAAGCUACCGGCCACUGAGCCCAUCGGGCGACGACCAGAGCCACGCCAACUUGGUCACUCAUGCCGCACCACCAGGCGGCUACGAAGACCACUCAGCAGUACCAGCACCGUAUGCCGACAACGCAUACGGACAUGGGCCUUACAGUCAACCAAGUGGCUAUAACCAGCAAACCGGCUACGGUGGCGGGUACAACAAUGGGUACAACCGGGGCUACUAA
Diaporthe amygdali is the source of this 2109-nucleotide messenger RNA. RefSeq lists its product as uncharacterized. Gene Ontology annotation, biological process: fungal-type cell wall biogenesis; transmembrane transport. The record is from RefSeq and is a predicted model, not a curated record. The coding region runs from base 1 to 2109 and encodes 702 amino acids. NCBI's taxonomy places the organism in Eukaryota, Fungi, Ascomycota, Sordariomycetes, Diaporthales, Diaporthaceae. The transcript has 3 exons.